AGAACCAAACCAACUUCAUGCUGCGACAGUGACCAUCAAAAAGACAACACCCGAGGAGAACAAAACCCCGGCUCGGCCUGUCUGUGUAUCACCAUAGCAGCUGACCAGGAAAAUAAUUCAGCACAAUGUAAGGUUUUAGUAUUUGCAUAUAGCACGCCAUGAUCGCAUGUGAACGAGACGACGUUGUUUGCAAUUUGGUACAAGAUGAGCAGCGGCAGCAAGAGAGAGAGGGAGCAGAGGAGGAAACUGCAGCGAUUUCUAAGUGACCUGGCCUUACUUGGAUCAUUACAGGGCUUUAAAUACUUCCAGCCUUGGCUAAGAGGGAAAGAGGAGUUGCUGUUGACAGUCGUUAAUGAGGAUCUGGGUUGGCGUUCCCCAGGGUUUGUGGUCUCCAGAGCCUCCUCCGACUCCUCCACCAGCAGCUGUAACAGCAGCGAUGUCUCCCCCAGCAGCAGCUCCCCCAGCUUGGACAGCAGGAGCAGCUCUCCUCUGCCCGGGGAGCGUCCAGGCCCAAAAGACCCUCCGUUGCACACACCCACCAAGACACAGCCACAGACUGUCAGGGACCCCAGCAGUGAGGAGCAUCUCCUCCCAGCCUCUCCCAGUGAAAGAGAGAUAGCCGUGCCUGAGGUGAAUUGCACUCUGUUUUUACUGGCCGGCUACGUCAAGUACGGACGCCCCUACGCCUGGAUACGCUCUAAUCACGAGCGCCUGGUCAACAUCGGAGGCACCGAUUCGAUGGUUAAGGACACGCCCAUGAAACUCAAGUCCAUCGCAGACUGGCAGACAGGAGGGAUCCGCGUGUGGGACAUCAUCAGUGAGCUGGUGUGUCUGUGCACCAUUCCGUCUCCCUCCAACCCCUUCGCCCUGGACAUGCGUUACAUCAAAAGUCUUCCCCUCCCUGACCGCUUCCUCGUCACAGGCGCUCUCCUCAACUUCCUGGAGAUGUACGUGGUUUACAGAAACCGGGACGAGUUGCACUAUGACAAAGUGGUCGAGGAGGUCAAGCCUCUGAGGCGUCUUCACGUCCAGUCCCUGCUAGAGUUACAGCGACACAGGGAGAGCUCGGGGCUGGCCGGUAGUCCCACAGUGCAGGACUCUUCUGGAGAGGAGUGACUUGAAUUGUUUGUAUUUGAUCCACUUUUACGGACUUCUUGUAGAGAGGAAAAAAUAAAAAAAAUAAAGAUAGAAAAUAGGUUUAAAUGUGUGAAAUGUCAUCAGAAUGACUGUAUUAAGUAAUUAUUUGUCUUGUCGCUUUCAUAUAGCAUACAGUACACACUGUACAAACCUAUUUCUUUUAAGGCUACACAGUCCAGUUGGAGAUGUAUCUGUAUAUUUACUACAGUUGAACAGUGGUCACAUGCAUGAGUUUUUGAAAAUGUGAAAACACUGGAGAAAUAACCCUGGGAAAUGACUCACAUGACUGAGAGUAAACAUCCCAGGACCUC
This is a messenger RNA of Perca fluviatilis (European perch), 1448 nucleotides long. RefSeq lists its product as uncharacterized. The record is from RefSeq and is a predicted model, not a curated record. NCBI's taxonomy places the organism in Eukaryota, Metazoa, Chordata, Actinopteri, Perciformes, Percidae. Bases 205 to 1116 code for a protein of 303 amino acids. The transcript is spliced from 8 exons.